CCUGCCAACGAUAUGGCCAUUAAACCAGCCAGUUUGGGACGCAAGUCCACCAACAAGAAUCCCCCCAUUCUCAGCCAUGAAUUCGUGAUACAAAAUCAUGCCGACAUUAUCUCCUGUGUGGCAAUGGUAUUCGUUUUGGGUCUUAUGGAUGAGUCGACAUCACCAUUUGCCAGCGCCUUUAUUUCUCUACAUCAUAAUGUCAGCGGUGAGGAGCCGACACGUGAACAACCGCUGGGAAAGCCCUUUACCUACGUGGCUGGCAUCAAGGACUACUGUGCUGUGUUCUUCUAUACCCUGACCUGCAUUAUUAUGCAUGCCAUCAUUCAGGAAUUUGUGUUGGAUAAGAUUUCGAGGAAAUUGCAUCUGUCCAAAUUCAAGUUGUCGCUGUUCAAUGAAAGUGGCCAAUUGGUGGCCUUCUAUGUCAUGUCGUUCUUGUGGGGUGCCAAUGUCAUCUUGAAGGAGGGAUAUUUCACAAAGUUCUCACUGUUGUGGGAUGACUAUCCCAAUCACCCCAUGUCGUUCCUGCACAAGUUCUUCUUCAUUAUCCAGUUGGCCUACUACUUGCAUAUGUUGCCGGAAUUGUAUUUCCAAAAGGUCAAGAAGGAAGAUCAACAGCCGAAAAUCAUUCAUGCCGUGUGUGGUUUCUCCAUUAUUUGCUUGGCAUAUACCUUCGGUUUCCAACGCAUUGCCUUGGUCAUUUUGACAUUGCAUUAUUUGUCCGAGACCUUUGCCCACAUUUUCCAAUUGAUUGGUGUCUUCGAUCGGGAUGAGAAAAUGGCCAGUGUGAAGAUUGUCAAUAAUGCAGUGUUUGUGUUUGUUCGCUUCACCUCCAUGGUGAUUGGAGUGUUGGCCUUGUACUAUGGAGUCAUUGCUAAUUCGUCACAGAAAUUGCGGGGCUAUUUGGCUUUGUUUGCCCUUUUGGGUCUGCAGUGCUAUUUCAUCUUCUCCUUUAUUACGGAACAGCUGAAGGCUAAGCGUGAGGCCAAACAAUUGAGCAAACCCGCUGCCAGUCAAAAGAAGAAGACACCCAAGGAGAAGACGAAAAAGGUGAAGCGUGAAUCGGAUUUGCCAGAGGCCGAUCAAUCACCCAGUGCUCCCAUUAACAACAAGGUGAAAAGCAAGUAAA
Musca vetustissima is the source of this 1126-nucleotide messenger RNA. RefSeq names its product translocating chain-associated membrane protein 1-like. Gene Ontology annotation, biological process: protein insertion into ER membrane; SRP-dependent cotranslational protein targeting to membrane, translocation. The record is from RefSeq and is a predicted model, not a curated record. NCBI's taxonomy places the organism in Eukaryota, Metazoa, Arthropoda, Insecta, Diptera, Muscidae. Gene Ontology annotation, cellular component: endoplasmic reticulum membrane. The transcript has a single exon. Bases 13 to 1125 code for a protein of 370 amino acids.